AUGUCUGCGCCAGUCUUCUGGUCCACCCCUCUCAAGUACUGCCGCUGGGCAGCUCGUGAACGACCCGCGCUUUUCUGGUCUGUCAUCAUUGGCGCCGCCGGUCCCAUCGCCAUGCCUAUCGUGCCUCCGAUCCGAAAGUACUUCGGGGAUGCUGAUCCAGCGCCUAUUCCCGUUACAUAUCCUGUUCCUACGGGUCCUCGGAAACAAUUGACAGGCUAUGACGAUUAG
Metarhizium brunneum ARSEF 3297 is the source of this 228-nucleotide messenger RNA. RefSeq names its product NADH-ubiquinone oxidoreductase 9 subunit (gene nuo9.5). The record is from RefSeq and is a predicted model, not a curated record. Lineage: Eukaryota; Fungi; Ascomycota; Sordariomycetes; Hypocreales; Clavicipitaceae.